Messenger RNA from Microtus oregoni (creeping vole), 4578 nucleotides. RefSeq names its product putative Dol-P-Glc:Glc(2)Man(9)GlcNAc(2)-PP-Dol alpha-1,2-glucosyltransferase. The record is from RefSeq and is a predicted model, not a curated record. The transcript has 3 exons. Gene Ontology annotation, cellular component: endoplasmic reticulum. Bases 66 to 1490 code for a protein of 474 amino acids. Lineage: Eukaryota; Metazoa; Chordata; Mammalia; Rodentia; Cricetidae. Gene Ontology annotation, biological process: dolichol-linked oligosaccharide biosynthetic process; protein N-linked glycosylation. Gene Ontology annotation, molecular function: dolichyl pyrophosphate Glc2Man9GlcNAc2 alpha-1,2-glucosyltransferase activity.
GGCCUUGCGCGCUGGAUUUUGAGCACGCGUCUGCCCGGGGCUGAACCCUGACGCGGCUGCGCGGCAUGGCGCAGCUGGAGGGCUACUACUUCUCGGCCGCCCUGAGCUGCACCUUCCUGGUGUCCUGCCUGCUCUUCUCCGCCUUCAGCCGUGCUCUGCGCGAGCCCUACAUGGACGAGAUCUUCCACCUGCCGCAGGCGCAGCGCUACUGCGAGGGCCGCUUCUCCCUGUCGCAGUGGGAUCCUAUGAUUACUACGUUGCCCGGCCUGUACCUGGUGUCAGUUGGAGUGGUCAAACCCGCCAUCUGGAUCCUUGGAUGGUCUGAACAUGUUGUCUGUUCCAUUGGAAUGCUCAGAUUUGUUAAUCUUCUCUUCAGUGUUGGCAACUUCUAUUUACUGUAUUUGCUUUUCAGAAAGGUACAACCCAGAAACAAGGCUUCUUCAAGUAUCCAGAGAAUCUUGUCAACAUUAACCCUGGCACUAUUUCCGACCCUCUAUUUCUUUAACUUUCUUUAUUAUACAGAACCCGGGUCUGUGUUCUUUACUCUUUUUGCCUACUUGAUGUGUCUUUAUGGCAAUCAUAGGACUUCAGCCUUGCUUGGGUUUUGUGGCUUCAUGUUUCGUCAGACCAAUAUCGUCUGGGCUGCCUUCUGUGCGGGACACAUCAUUGCACAGAAGUUCAGUGAGGCCUGGAAAAUUGAGCUGCAGAAGAAGAAGGAAGAGAGGCUUCCCCCUGUGAAAGGACCAUUUUCAGAACUCCGAAGAGUUCUUCACUUUCUCCUGGUGUACUCCAUGUCGUUUAAGAACCUGAGUAUGCUUUUCCUUUUGACCUGGCCCUACAUCCUCCUGCUGGCUGCAUUUCUUGUUUUUGUGGUAGUUAAUGGUGGGAUUGUUAUUGGUGACCGGAGUAGUCAUGAAGCCUGUCUUCAUUUUCCUCAGUUAUUCUACUUUUUCUCAUUUACUGUUUUUUUUUCCUUCCCUCACCUACUUUCUCCUACAAAAGUCAAGACUUUUCUUAGCUUAGUUUGGAAACGUAGAGUUCAGUUUUCUGUGAUUCUGGUAGUCUCGGUAUUCUUUGUUUGGAGAUUCACUUACGUCCAUAAGUAUUUACUGGCGGACAAUAGGCAUUACACGUUUUACUUGUGGAAAAGGGUAUUUCAGAGACAUGAAAUUGUGAAAUAUUUAUUAGUUCCAGCCUACAUGUUUGCUGGUUGGACCAUAGCUGACUCUUUGAAAUCAAAGUCAAUUUUCUGGAAUUUAAUGUUUUUUGUAUGCUUAGUCACUUCUACAGUUCCUCAGAAACUACUGGAAUUCCGUUACUUCAUUUUACCGUAUAUUAUAUAUAGGCUUAACAUACCUCUGCCACCUGUAUCUAGACUUGUUUGUGAACUUGGUUGUUACACAGUUGUUAAUUUUCUAACUUUUUAUAUCUUUCUGAACAAGACUUUUCAGUGGCCAGAUAAUCAGGACAUACAAAGAUUUAUGUGGUAAUGGCAGCAAUAUUUUGAAUUUUAAAAGUAGACUUUCUCCAACAAAUAACUGGGUAAGUAGAAGUGGAACUCCUUUUAGGUAAAUUCAGGGAAGUUGAAUGAAAAGCAUUAAGUUUGAGGCCAACCUAGAAGCCUGACUAAUGACGAGAGAGUGGCUAACAGUUGUCUUGAGAAGCACUGGUGCUGCCAGCUUCCCAGGUCUGGGCACUUUCUGUCUGCACAUGGAGGGUGCUGGGAAAGCCCCACAGCCCUCGAACCAGGACAUCAAAGAAUUGGAAAACCAUUUACAAUGAACUAGCAGUAUUUCUGAGUAAGUGGACAGUUAUUGCAGUAAAUAUAGCUCCGAUCUUAAAUUAGAAUGGAUUUACAGACAUAACAAAUUAUGAGCUAGAGGCUUUGGGAUGUUUAUCUAGGAAUCAGGUUUUUUAAUUAAAAAUGCAGAAGUAGGGAAGCCAUUUGAACUAAUUCCCAAUUUGAUGUUUAUACAGGCCAAAGAUAAACCGUGUUAAUUAGAAUACCUGUUACAGAUAAUCUUUCUGUUAGGUACCUCGGGCUCAUGUACAAAAAUAACUGCAAACCUCACGGCUUAGAACUUUUCCUCACAUACUUAGAGGAGCAGCACCUGGAUUCAGUGCUACCAUAGCUCUCUCCUUCAGGAGAAGGAAAUCCAUUCAUUGUCCCUGCUCAGCUCACUCCAGCAAUUGUUUGGGGUGCUUUAUAUUUGGACAGGUCCCUCCAGUCUACCUGUGUCUUCACAGGGUUGUUUCCAUGGGCUUCUUGUACAGAUAAGGCCUUUGGAUUUAGGGGUCCUCUGAUUCAGGCUGGCUUUACCUGGGGACUCCUGGUUAUUAUCUGUAAAACAUUUUCAAGUCAGGUCCCAUUCACAAGUUCCAGGUAUACAUCAUCUUGUUUGGGGGGAUGUAGUAACUUUUUAGGAGAUGUCCUUGCUAAGGUCUUUUAAGUUAAAGUUUGUCUUUAACUGAGAGACCAAAAUCAAACAAACAAACAAAAGAGGUCUGAAUUCAUAUAAUUUAAAUUGUUCCUCUAGCCAGUCAAACCAGAAGAACUCAGAGGUGAGACGUCAUUGGUUUAGCUUUAUCUUACAAUUUAGGGAACAGUAUUGGAUAUGACUCUGGGAUUUUUUUUUCUUUUGGCUCUGUUUACUGUUUAUUCAUUUUAUUAAAUUCAAGUUUAAUAAUUUAGUAGAAGUUUUUUUCAUUCAACUGUUACUUUAUUACAGACACACAGACACUUGGUUAGUUGUGCGCUGUGACUGUAAACCCAGAACUGUGAAUAGAGUUUACUUUUUAGCCCAGUUUUCUUUCUCAGUUUUACACAUGUACACAUGCACACGCACGCACAAAGGGACCAAAAACUUUGCUUUAAUUGUUGGAUUAUGUUUUCUUUGAGUUUUAAGUGUGUGUAAAUUUGUAUAUAAGUUUAAAAACUACUUGAAUAAAAGUUACACACGUAGUCCUGAGUGGUCAGUUAGCAUAGACCAUCGCUUUGAUAUUUGAAGGUGACUCCAGUAAAACAACGGUGGAGUUGUGAGCAGGCCCAAAGAAGUCCUCCAUUUCUGCCUUCACAGUGGAUUUAUUAUGAUAGAGAACUAAGUCCAGGAAGGUGAGAUUGCAAACACGCAGCUGCUGUCUGCUGCUGCCUUUCAUAUCUAGGAACACUGAGGGAUAGAGGAAACACUUUGUCCCAUGUGAUGAAAGGAGACUGCCUGUACAGGCCCUUCUGAAUUAGACAUUGUGGAGGUCUACAGGGAGACAAGGGAGCAGUCUACACUGCUUUCCAUAAGUAUUGAUAGCAGGACUUGGCAUUCCAGAAAAGGAGGCCAUGAAUUAAAAGGUGCUAUUUAUUUUUUACUAUGAUUUAAAAAUGGAUGUAUGUUGAUGCUUUAUAGGGUAGAUGCUUGGUUAAAUCUUCCUGGGCAGUUGACAAGAAGAUGGUCAUUUGCUGGUGAAUUUCUCAGUCUUUGUCACUAAAUGAGUAUGUGAGAGAAAUGAGCUUCACACAGCAGGUGUCACCUUUGGUUAUUCAAAAUAACAGGUUCAUCUCUGGAAAAUCAUUUCUCUUGGAAAGAGCCUUGUUUUUACAAAUAUUAUAAACUAUGUUUCUGAAAAAGUUUGAACUUCCAAAAAUUAAGUAUUUUUACUUAUUAGACUUAAUUGAAUUUAUUGAUUAAUAAGUGAUUAUAAAGGGGCUCAAUGGUUAAAAGCACAAAGCACCCUUGCAGGGGACACUAGUGUGGUUCAUAACCCUAUACAGGGCAGCACACCAGCCCUGUCAGCUCCAUCUCUAGGAGAUCUCAGACCUCUGGCUUCUGCAGCUACCUGCACUCCUGCAUAUACCUCACUGCCCCACACAUAAUUAAGGUAAAAAUUCUCAAAGGUGGUUGUAGAAAAUGUACCUCUUGCUGAAGGACUUGUGGAGCCCUGCGGUCUUUAUCACUCCUUUUCCAGUAGGGUUGUUUUAACUGUCUCAUUGGAAAGGCCUAGCCUUUAGCUUGAGUAAUCAAGUUAACCAGCUCUACCUUAUGUGAAAAUCCAUAGGCAUAGACUAUCAUUUUCAGAUAUAUUAAUAAGGGUUUGUGUGCAAUGUAUUUUGCUCACAUUUAUGCUUUUCCUGGGUACUCCUUUUAUGGCUGUGCCUCACUAAAUGGUGUGGAAAUAGUGUUCUUUACAUAAUAUGUUCUAGUACGUAAUAGUGAAGGAGGAACUAUUGUUCUCAUAGUUACCUGUGUUUUUCCUGUUAUAAAAUACCCGCUAUAAACUAAUGUCUAUAAUGUAUUUCUAAUGUAAACUUAACUGACGUGACAUUGUGCUCACCCUGAUUGUCUAGAGAGAAGAGAAGGGAUCCUCAGCUUUAAUGUAGAGCUCCUAAAGAGCGAGCAUAUAAUUUAGGUCCACCUCCAAACUACUCAGAUAAAAAGAAUAUAGAUCACUAUUAUCUUUGAAGCAAUUGGAAUGUCUCUAAAUGGUUAAAAAAAAAAAGUGGACAUGAUAUUUUACCUAGAGGAAAUUAAAAUAAGACUGUAGAUUGUACUUGAUUUUGGUUCCAGAAUAAAAAGACAAGUUGUUGAA